AAAGAUUCGUUUUUCGUUUCUCCGCGACAAUUACGUUUCUAUCUUGUGGUUGAUUUGAAAGUAGUUGCGAUAGAGGUGGUUGCUUAUAAUUGGAAACACGAUGAAGAAGCUCGUGUUAAUCUUACAAAUUGCUCUCUUUAUUUCAUUAGUAAGCGGAUUCAUAAAUGUAUAUCCUAAACUCAAAAAGUAUAAUCUACCCGACGAAGGAGAUCCUGGAAAACCACUAUUCUUGACGCCGCUUAUCGAAAGUGGUAAAAUAGAUGAGGCUCGUAGUAAAUCUCUUGUACAGCAUAAAGAAAUGGACGAUGUCAGCAGUUAUGCCGGUUAUCUAACAGUCAAUAAAGAUUACAAUUCGAACAUGUUCUUUUGGUUCUUCCCUGCUGUGCAUAAUCCAAAAACUGCUCCUGUAAUGUUAUGGCUACAAGGUGGUCCAGGAGCUACAUCUAUGUUUGGUUUAUUUACUGAAAAUGGUCCAUUUAUAGCAACUGCCAACAAAACUUUGGCAAUGCGUAAAUAUUCUUGGAACAAGUCGCACAAUUUAAUAUAUAUUGAUAAUCCUGUGGGUACUGGAUAUAGUUUUACCGAUGAUGAUAGAGGAUAUGCUACCAAUGAAACGCACGUAGGAAGGGAUGUUCAUACUGCACUGGUUCAAUUCUUUAAGUUGUUCCCAGAGCUUCAGAACAAUGACUUCUAUGUAACCGGUGAAUCUUAUGCUGGGAAGUAUGUACCUGCAGUAUCCCACGCGAUUAAGGAUUUUAAUAUCAAAGCAGAAACAAAGAUAAACUUGAAGGGUUUAGCAAUUGGGAAUGGUUUAACUGAUCCGGAAAAUCAGUUACACUAUGGAGAUUAUUUGUAUCAACUGGGAUUAAUUGAUGCAAAUGCAAGAGAGUUGUUUCAUAAGUACGAAGAUGAGGGUAGAAAUUUGAUUAAACAAGAAAAGUACGUAGAAGCUUUCCAUAUAUUUGAUGACCUCUUGAACAGUGAUUUAACCGGGUAUCCAUCACUAUUUAAAAACUUAACUGGAUUUGAUUAUUAUUUCAAUUAUUUGCACACCAAAGAUUCAAAUGAUUCUGACUACAUGUCAGAAUGGAUUCAAAGAGCAGAUGUGAGGAAAGCAAUACAUGUUGGUAAUUGUUCAUUCCAUGUUGAAGACGAUACAGUGGAGCAGCAUCUCAAAGCAGAUGUUAUGAAAUCUGUGGCAGUCCUUGUAUCAGAUUUAACACAGCAUUAUAGAGUUUUGAUAUAUAAUGGACAACUUGAUAUUAUUGUUGCAUAUCCACUGACAGAAAGUUAUUUGCAACAGUUAAAGUGGCCUGGUGCUGAGAAAUAUAAAACAGCACAAAGGAAACAAUGGUGGGUUGACAAUGAAUUAGCUGGCUAUUCAAAGACUGUUGAUAACUUAACAGAAGUUAUGGUAAGAAAUGCUGGGCACAUGGUUCCUGCAGAUCAGCCUAAAUGGGCUCUUGAUCUCAUUACUCGUUUUACACACAAUAAAAGUUUCUAAGUACUUACAUUGAUCAAUUUUUCAAGAUAUGUGAUAAUUCCUGUUAUAGUCGUAUAGUUGUAAAAAUAAAUGUAAACCUGAAUUAUAGAUCAACGAAUAAAACUGAUAUGUUACCAAACCACA
Molecule: messenger RNA, 1627 nt
Organism: Megachile rotundata (alfalfa leafcutting bee)
Lineage: Eukaryota; Metazoa; Arthropoda; Insecta; Hymenoptera; Megachilidae
Product: venom serine carboxypeptidase
Biological process (GO): proteolysis
Molecular function (GO): serine-type carboxypeptidase activity
Source: RefSeq, a predicted model, not a curated record